AUGGCCACUCCCCGAUGGCUCCAGCUCACCAACCCGCGUUACUUAUCCGAUGAUGAACUGGAAAACAUCAGUUCUGCAGCCUCCCUGCUUGUGACUUUAUCCCCUGUCGACAUUACUGGAAUCCCGGCACAUGUCACCUAUUGCCAGGUCAUUGGGGUGCUGCACCGCAUCCGGUUGCUCUGUAACUAUUUCACUUAUGCCCUCGAGUGGCUGGACAUUGUCGAAGAUCGCGUUGAGAUCGAUUGGAAUGUCGCUGAUCGUCCCUAUGAACGUCACGAAUGGAACAGUGCUGUCCUCGCGCAAGCGACCGCCAUGACGCACCCUCACGUGUACAGAGAGCCCGGACCCCCUCGGGCGGGGCAGUUGAGCCGCGAAUGGAGGCGCCACCUCCGACACAAUUUGUCCGACUUCAUGCGCAUCAACCUUGGCUACUUUGCCCAUACUACGACUACUAUUCACGUUGUCCAGGUCUUCGAAAGGGUGGGUAAAAUUAAAUUCAAUGCUGUGUACAACAUACUGACGCACCGAGGAUCUCAGCGUGCUUGGGGCAUACGCUUCUUAGUUGAAGGGAACAUCAAUGGGGAACAGCGAUCAAACAUCACAGUCAAUGCUCUGGAACACUUGUCGCUGGACCUCUCGACUGCUGUGCCGGCAAUCCGGCGUGCACGCUCUAUGCGUGAGCUAGGCUCGGAUUACUACUGA
This is a messenger RNA of Fomitopsis serialis, 702 nucleotides long. RefSeq lists its product as uncharacterized. The transcript has 4 exons. The coding region runs from base 1 to 702 and encodes 233 amino acids. Lineage: Eukaryota; Fungi; Basidiomycota; Agaricomycetes; Polyporales; Fomitopsidaceae. The record is from RefSeq and is a predicted model, not a curated record.